AGUGCCGCGGCGGCCCGGAGGUGGCGGGAGGACGGCUCCGCGCUGCAUGCGGGGCGGGGACCAGGGGACCCGUGCGGGCCGCCUCCAGAGAAUGAGGCUGCCAGCCUUGAGAGCACCACCGUUACCUGGUUGAAGAAGGGAGGGGAAGUCCAGCAUUGGCCUCUGCAGCGUGGAUCUCCCGGCCAGGCUCUCAGCUGUCAGAUCCUACAACCAGAACUCUGCGCCUCAGGAUGGAGGCUCCAGCCCAGAAGGCUGGGCAGGGAGGACUCCCCAUGGCCGAUGCCCAGGGUGCCUCCGGGGCCCGGGAGAAGAGGCCCGAGGAGCCGAGGCCCCUCGAAGAGGACCGAGCUGGGAGCCGCCCCACUCAAAAGGGGAACCUGCGUGGAGCGGCGGGCGGUAGGACGACUCCCCCAGGCGGGGGCUCCUGGGGCUGCAGCCUCGGGGUGAGCCCCGGCCCAGGGACCCGGCACAGCGCCGGGACCAGACCCCUAGUGCGGGAGCCGUGCGGCCCCACCUCUUCUCAGAACCCUGAGCUGGUUAUCCCCGAGGGGCUGCAGUCCCGGGAGGGCCCCUGUAGGAGCCCAGCGCGUGGCGGGGACUGCAGCAGGAACUCCUGCCUGGCGUGGCAUCGCGGGGCGCCCGCUGGGGAGACGCCACCCGUGUGUGACCCCUGUCCGGAGCGGAUCCGGAACCACCCCCGGACUCAACUGUGUGAGGUCCACACGGACUGCUGGCCAUGCCAACCGGGGACUGGCGCUCCGACCUGCCCGAGGACCCCAAAGCCGACCUCCCGCGGGAGGAGCCCCUUGGUGCAGCAGCCCCGGGCUUGCGCGUGCGGCGAGGCCUUUGCGUGGAGGGCCCUGCGGAUCCCCCAGGAGAGGCUGCAGGCGACGGAGGAGCCCCGUCCGUGUGCCCGGUGCGGGAAGCGCUUCCGCCCCAACCAGCAGCAGCAGACGGGCAAGAGCCCCCCAGUGUGUCCUGAGUGCGGCCAAACCUCGCGACCUCGCCCGAUUGUCCCCGACCCCUCGGCCCAGCGACUGUACGCUUGCGACGAGUGCGGCAAGGCCUUCACGCGCACCUCCAGCCUGCUGCAGCACCAGCGCAUCCACACGGGCGAGCGGCCCUACGAGUGCGCCGAGUGCGGCAAGGCCUUCGUGCGCUGCUCCGGCCUGUACCGUCACCAGAAGACGCACUCGGCCGAGCGCCACCGGCGUGGCCCCGGCCUGGCCCCGCGCGCCUUCCGGCUGGGGUGCCCGCCCUGCGGGGACUGCAGCGAGCGGAGUCCCCGACGGGGGUCGGGAGCCGGGGGGAAGCCGUACGAAUGCGCCGACUGCGCCAAGGCCUUCGGGCUGUUCUCGCACCUCGUGGAGCACCGGCGCGUGCACACCGGCGAGAAGCCCUACGCGUGCCCCGAGUGCGGCAAGGCCUUCAACCAGCGCUCGAACCUGAGCCGGCACCAGCGCACGCACAGCAGCGCCAAGCCCUACGCGUGCCCACUGUGCGAAAAGGCCUUCAAGGGCCGCUCGGGCCUGGUGCAACACCAGCGCGCGCACACCGGCGAGCGGCCCUAUGGCUGCUCCGAGUGCGGAAAGACCUUCCGCGGCUGCUCCGAGCUGCGCCAGCACGAGCGCCUGCACUCGGGCGAGAAGCCUUACAUCUGCCGCGACUGCGGCAAGGCCUUCGUGCGCAACUGCAGCCUGGUGCGCCACCUGCGCACGCACACGGGCGAGCGGCCCUACGAGUGCGGAGAGUGCGGCCGCGCCUUCAGCCAACGCUCCAACCUCAACGAGCACCAGAAGCGGCACGGGGGCCGCGCCGCGCCUUGACUGCAGGGAGCCGAGAGUCGACGCGUCGCCCAAGCGAACCCUGCGUCGAGGAGGGGCCUUUGUCCCGGAAAACCCACCAACGUUUGUAACCUUGAUUAAACUUCACUUUGUACACAUGGCGUCCACAGGCUUCCACUAACUCGAGUUUUAUUUGACCUUUUCUAACCGGGCGCACAGCAUCCGGUUGCAGGCAUAAGCAGUAAUAAUCUCGAGUCGGCGCUGAUACGGCCCAGACGCUGUGUCCACGAUCUCUAGGGUCUUUUUCUCCGCAGAGCCGCGGUGCGUGUUACCGGGCUCUCUGGUAUGCGAGGAAACGGGGAAAAGUGACUCUCCAGAGGCACGAACAUAAGACGGUGGAGGCAGGAUUCGAACCUAGGGCCUCUCAUAUCCCUUAGGCAGCUUCAGGAGCCUUGGGACCGCGGGGUAUUUGCACACCCUCUACCGUAGCCGGCCUGGCACAGCUCGUAACCCUCCAGAAGUGAGACCUCGGGGCAGGCUUCUGCCUGUCCCGGCCCUGGCGGCUCGGCAGUCGCGGCAGAAAGGGUUCCCUUAGGUGAAGUGUGAUGCCCUGGCAAGCUUGCCCUGGUCUGACUGACGAGCGGGGUCGCCGUUAUUGUCGUCCCCCGCUGGACUCCAGACUGAACCGCAUCUCCCCAAGCCUCCGCGGUGUGAGUGGAAGUGGGUGCCUGAGGUGUCGGCACAACGUCCCCAGCACCGCAGAGGUGAGAGUCCACCGGGAUCUACCACAGCAUGCCUCUUCCCAGCUAUGUGAGUGGCUGUCCAUGGCUAUGAUUCCAAUUUCUCCCUGCAUUUCAUCCACACUGGUUCCAGACAGACCCAAGGCUCCCACUCCAGAGUCCGAAUGGGGCAGGCUGACUAGGGACAUAUCUGUGUGGAGCACCUUGCCCUUUGGCUGCAGUUUCCUCCUCACACCAGCUGGGAGGGCCGGGAGGAUGCUUGCACGUGGCUCAGCUAGAGCCCUGGAGAAGGCAGAGCCCUGGGCUCUCAGGGCCUAGACCUUGUUGCUUCCAAUAGGGUUCCCCAAGUGUGGCCUGGGACCCCGAACAGAAGAAUCCUAGGUGGCCCCUGCAGCCACACUGGGGACCGCGUGGGCUGGUCACUGACAUUUACCACACUCUGUGGCCCUCAGGCUACUGUGCAGAUGGGCACCGUUUACGCCCCAGACCUUGGUGACCCUCCAUGGAGUACCUCCUUAUUUGCCCUUGCCAAGGUCAGACCAGGGAAAGCGUCUCUGAAGGGUAGAUGCUCAGAGCUUCCAGUGGGGCAGCCAAAGGGCAGGGCCUGAAACCAGCCUCAGAGGCCCCUGGGGAAUCUACCCAGGAGAAACUCACCUCACAGUGUCCUCUGUCCUCUGCACCCCCCAAAAGGCUCAGGUCUUGGUUAAUCCAGCACUCACCCACCAAGGGCUUAAAUCCCUCUGUUGUAGGGAAAGCAUCCUGAUGAGGGAGGCCCUGCCCGUGGUUCCUCCUACCUGGUAGUCUCCUUGAUGCUCUCCCCAGCCUCCAGGAGAGGGAGAGCAGUGCUUGCCGUGCCCCUAGUACCCCAGGACUCUUCUCACAGAAUUUCCCCAAGCAGCAGCUCUGCUGGUGUUCUGUCACUUUUAUGUGCUGCUCAGUCAGGUGUGGCCAGAAGAGGAGACACAGGACAAGCUCAGGAAAACAAAGUUCAUCAUGCUCACAGAUCCUGGAAACAGGAGGCGCGGCCCACGAGGAAGGACACAUGAGAAAGCACCAGCAUCUGUCAGAGGCAGCAGGGGCAGGACCAAGGGGGAGCUCUAAGCCAGAGCCUUUACUGGGGUUUCCAAGGGAAAAGCAAGGCAGAGCAGAGCCUACAGCACAGGACUGGCUAGCUGGAGUAAUUCCUGUGGGCUUUCAGCUGUGGGAGUGUUCCCCAGCUGCUUGGCUCCUGUUCCUGGGAUGAUUAAGACAGAGGAAUACUGUCUCCUGCGGUGUGUGGACCAGGUAGAGGGGUGAGGCUCUGGAUUGGUUAGUUUGCACAUCAAGGGCAUGCUCCAGGCCAAGCGUGGUGGCUCAGGCCUGUAAUCCCAGUGCUUUGGGAGGCUGAGUUGGGCGGAUGGCUUGAGCUCGGGAGUUGGAGAACAGCCUGGGCAACAUGGCAAAACCCCGUUUCUACUAAAAAUACAAAAAUUAGCCGGGCAUGGUGGCAUGUGCCUGUAAUCCCAGCUACUUGGGAGGCUGAGGCACAAGAAUCCCUUGAACCUGGGAGGCAGAGGUUGCAAUGAGCUGAGAUCGCGCCGCUGCACUCCAGCCUAGGUGAGAGCAAGACUUUCUCAAAAAUAAAUAAAUAAAUAAAUAAAUAAACAAACAAACAAA
Gorilla gorilla gorilla (western lowland gorilla) is the source of this 4180-nucleotide messenger RNA. It is a transcript of the gene ZNF837, whose product is annotated as zinc finger protein 837. Bases 231 to 1826 code for a protein of 531 amino acids. The transcript has 3 exons. Gene Ontology annotation, molecular function: RNA polymerase II cis-regulatory region sequence-specific DNA binding; DNA-binding transcription factor activity, RNA polymerase II-specific. The record is from RefSeq and is a predicted model, not a curated record. Lineage: Eukaryota; Metazoa; Chordata; Mammalia; Primates; Hominidae. Gene Ontology annotation, biological process: regulation of transcription by RNA polymerase II.